Molecule: messenger RNA, 1194 nt
Organism: Contarinia nasturtii (swede midge)
Lineage: Eukaryota; Metazoa; Arthropoda; Insecta; Diptera; Cecidomyiidae
Product: BTB/POZ domain-containing protein 6-like
Exons: 1
Coding region: 1-1194 (397 amino acids)
Molecular function (GO): protein binding
Source: RefSeq, a predicted model, not a curated record
AUGAGCGCAAGGCUGAUUACGGGGAAGAACAAUUUGUCAAUGAAAUGCGGCGAGAAGCUGUACCUUGACUCGGAAACAGCCGACGUUAAAUUUGUGAUUCAAACCAAUGCCAUUCUUACCAUAGAGACCAGCGUUCCUGCCCACAAAAACAUUCUCUCCGUGGGAAGUCCAGUGUUUAAAGCCAUGUUUUAUGGUCCAAUGAAAGAAAAGGGUGACGUCAAAAUCGUUGAUACAUCUCCCAACGGAUUCAAAGAGUUUUUACAGUUCUUCUAUCUGGAAAAAGUUCAAUUGACUUCCCACAACAUCAUUAGCGUCAUGAAAUUGUGUCACAAGUACGAAGUGGCUGAUGGUUUGACGUUCUGCGAAAAAGUAUUGCAGAAGAUACUAACCAUCAAUGAUAUGUGCUCUGCUUAUGAAUUGGCCCGUCUUCUUGAUUUAAAAAGCACCAUCAUAUUCUGUAAGCAAAAGAUCCAACUUAAUCCGGAAGGAAUACUAAAAUCAGACGAUUUCUUGAAAUGCAAUUCAACAAUACUGGACAAAAUCCUGGAACUGGUGUCAUCAAUUCAGUCCAAUCAGUGCAGUCCAUCGACAAUCGUUGACGCAAGCAUGGCAUGGGCCAAAGCUGAAUGUGUUCGAAAUGAGUUGCAAGGAACGCCAUCCAAUUUAAGAGCACAGCUCAAUGAUUCAUUCCAUCGAAUUCCAUUCUCAGACCUGAGCAAAGAACAGUUUUCACAACAUGUUAGCAGCUAUAAACGAUUUUUUAACGAAGACGAUCUGAAAUCAAUCAUGACUAAAAAAAUAAGCAUUUCGCGUUGUUGUGAUUUACCAUAUUUUUUGUAUUCUUUGCCAUUUGAAUGUACUCUUACGCUGGAUGCUCGAUUGGUUUUGAAGGAAAUACACUUUGUCAAAACACCUCUUUGCACCUCUCGGGCCACAGAUUACAAUGUUAAGGCUGCAAUCACUUUGCGUAGACGAAAAGACGAUCAACCAUUGCUAUUGGGGAACGUAAACAUUUCGUCUACCAUCGGUGCGAAAUUAAUUGUUCCAGUUCAAGUUGUUAUCGAUCAAAAUGAAGAAUAUAUCCUGACAAUUGACAGCAAAAGGCGCUUAGAAUAUAUUUUGGAAAAAACAAGUAUUUUCAAGCAAAACGACGUUGAGCCAACCCCAGUGAUCAUUUCAAAAAGAGAUGAAUAA